Messenger RNA from Diachasmimorpha longicaudata, 2877 nucleotides. RefSeq lists its product as uncharacterized. The record is from RefSeq and is a predicted model, not a curated record. Gene Ontology annotation, biological process: protein deubiquitination. Bases 301 to 2478 code for a protein of 725 amino acids. Lineage: Eukaryota; Metazoa; Arthropoda; Insecta; Hymenoptera; Braconidae. Gene Ontology annotation, molecular function: cysteine-type deubiquitinase activity. The transcript is spliced from 3 exons.
AUUGGGAAAAUCAAGCAGCCACGCCGUGAGGGUACAUUUCCCGCCAACGAGAGUCCACCUACGUGAUGCUUUUCGGCGGCAAACAAUCGUGAGAUGUUCCCAGCUUGGUGAUCAAGAGAGUCAAGUGUUAGUUGAGUCCGUUGUGCCUGUUGAUCGAGAAGUGGCUCACACCGUGUGAAUUAUUUUUGUUAAUGUGAAGAAUCUUUCGGAUUUCGUGUCCUGAUAUCGUUGGAGACGUAGUUCUGGGGAGCAUCUCUUGGGAGAGGACAUCAGCUUCAGCAGUUUUUGCCACACAGAAAGAUGUUAAGUGUUACGACUGCUACGGUGCAUCGGGCUAUGUGCCCAGGGACACCUCAAAACACUACACCAGAGCGAAAAGACCGAUCCUGGAGUUGUGACUACAACGCGAUUUCUAAACGCCGUUGCAGAGCCGCAGCAUCAAGAAAGAAUCUCUCCCUUCGUCUGAGUGAUCCACUCGAAUUGAAUAUCGAAGUCUCCAGUCAUCCAAUCCCCGCCGAGAAAACACCAAAAUCAAAAAUUCCAAUCACUAAAAUCCACGCCAACACCAUAAGUACAUCGAGACCACGCAGGCAUACCGUGGCCCCUUCGAAGCAAGAAAACACCCCCACGCACGGUCUGUACUUCAAUCCCCUCUACAAAGAGGCAUCUCGAAAAGCUGCUGAGGAAGUUGCAGCCAGCUCAAAGGAACCCAGUGAUGGACUCAAUCACAAGUGUUCAAAGACUACUCCUCAGCCGAAACUGGCCUUACCAACUGCAAUCGAUGGGCAAUCAAUUAAGGAAAAUGAACAGAAAAGCGAAGAGAAAAAUAAUGACGUGGAAGAUCGUGAAGAACCAGCAAACUCGUCUCUCCAACAAUUAAUCAAUAUCUCGCCAUCAGAGACUGGGGGGAAACGGAAACGUGCAUCAGAAUCUAGAAUGUCAGCAGCUCUCAAGAUGUUGAAAUCAGAUACGAAUGAUGUUGAUCAUUCAAAACACAGGCCUGCUUUAGACUCCACAAUCCAAGAGUCCCAACCAAACGAGGACAGCAUCAAUGUGUCCAGGAAUACCUUCUCGAAGGGUGUUCACCCCUUGCAAAGCCAGAUUGACAGAGACACUUGGAACAGUGAGGCGAAUUGGAAUAAAUUCCAACAGGAGAAUUGGGACUACAAUCAGCAAGACAACUGGGUCAAUCCAUAUUGCGAACGCCAGGAGAUUUGGCAUAAUCCACAAUCUAGCAAUUGGGAUAGUUGGGACGAUGGUCGUCCGCCGGUAGCUGCUGAAGAUUCCUUCAGUCAGCUCCAGCCAGAAGAGCCUUUCUACAUGACUGGGUUCCCAAAUCCACCAGCGGAGAAUCGGUGCUGGCUCAAUGCCACCCUUCAAAUAAUCUUUGCCUUGCCACUCGUGGAUCCUCUGGGGAGACUCGAUAUGACGAGGUGCUCCAUGCUCACCAAAACACUAAUGGCUAUUCAGUUGUUCUGGAGAAAAGGGGCUGCUGACAGAGAAAAGACUUAUCAAACUGUCGCUCGCUUCAAAAACCAAUUGGAUAUCCUAGACGAUUCUUACUCGUCCUACCGUCAACAAGACGUCUCGGAAUUUCUGAUGAAGCUCCUGAAUCAUGUGAAGAACGACUGUGACAAAAUAAUUAAAGAGAUGAAGAGUUCUGACGAGACUGAGAACGUUCCUGAUGCGAAUGUCGUGAAAACCGCUCAGCGAUCCCCUCAGACACCGACUAAACGUCUACCGUUGGUUCAAAUAUCCCCCUUCAAGAGCAGAAAUGAUUCCAGUAAAGUGCCCGCCUCAGCAUGCAGUCCAAAGUCUCAGGAGUCCAGUGAAGAAUUACCAGAGUUCAUCCAAAAUCCCAUUGACGAAUUCUUUCUUCUUCCUAUGAUGGAGCGCUACGUCUGUGAGAACUGCCAUAAACAUCGCCAACGCAAGGUCGACAACAUGAUGUUGUACGUUGAUCUCCCCGAGAACACCACCAAUCCCAUCGAACUGGCUGAUGCCAUUGGAAAAAGUCUUGAGCCAGAAGAUCGAACUCUCACAUGUAGCAAAUGCAAAUGUGAAAAGCACAAGCUCUUUACAACCUUCAGAAGACUACCCAAUGUGCUUAUUGUUCAGAUAAAUCGCUACGCGAUGAGUGAUGGAUACGUCGCUAAAAUGAAUUCCAUUGUUCAUAUUCCUGAGAAUUUGGAAAUCACCAGUGAUGAAAUAAAAAAUGAAGAUCACCACGGUCAGAAAUUUAUUCCAGUGUGUAUAAUAGCCCACGUAGGUAGUGCAAUGGACUGUGGGCAUUACACGAGUUACGUGAAGCACGGUGAACAGUGGUUUCACUACAAUGACAUGAGUGUAACUCCAAUGUCAACCAGCGAAGCCCUUACAGCUGCCCAAAAUACAGCCUAUCUUGUGUUCUUCGUAAAUGCCAAUCUCCUCCCCAGUUCCACGAGUCUUGAGGAUGUACCAGAAGAAAUAUUUCGAUAGCAUCUUGCCAGAUUGGGAAUCAUAUCUUACUGGUUUCGAUUAUGAGCGAUGAUCACUUGGAUCUGAAUAUGUAAUUUGUCAAUGGCUUGUCAUUUUAGGACUGUGCAUUGAACAUAAGUGAAUCCAAGAGAUCUCUCGCCUCUUGAUCGCUCUAUACACCUGCAGUAUUCACUGUGUCCUAUAUUUCGUGCCUUGAAUGAACUUUAGUGGGAAUAUGUUCCAUCAACAUCUUCAUUAUAUUCAGAUCUUUUUCUCUUAGAUUUAGGUGUACAUAUCGACGCAUUUAUCUUUGAGUAUAUGGAAAUCCUAGGGUUUUUAGUAAUUGGUAUUCAAUUCAGAGUCAUUGUAUUUUUCUUGCUCUAAUAAAAGAAAUUUAUCGAGGUAAUGUUCAAUAAAUUA